Messenger RNA from Echinostoma caproni, 519 nucleotides. The record is from the annotation of a GenBank genome assembly. Lineage: Eukaryota; Metazoa; Platyhelminthes; Trematoda; Plagiorchiida; Echinostomatidae.
AUGCCAUCGACUGCUGUUCAUUCUUACGACGCGUUCGAUGCGCUGUUAACAGAAAUAGUGAAUUAUGCGUCUGAGAGUACAGCAAACUCCAUCGACUCGCCUACCUUGUGUGAACAGUUUCUGGAUUCCAUAGGAUUUACCGUCAGUCAGCGUCUGAUUGAACGGACAACAAAAGAUCACAGCCGCUUCGCUAAUGAGCUUGACGUAGUAAAGUAUGUCUGUACUGAAUUUUGGGGGUCAGUGUUUCACAAACAGGUGGACACAUUGAAAACGAAUUACCAGGCAAGUGAACUGAUUCUAGUUACAUUAUUCCUUAUUGUAGGAUAUGUACGUUCUUUUUGUAUCCGAAUUCUGUUUAUUGGAACGAAUUGCCCGUGGCUCUCAGUAUCAAAAAGAUGUGGCAAAAGUAAGAACGCCAUGCAUAGUGAUAUUUUACCCCACGAUCAACACAGUACUUGGCUUUUCCCACAGGACUGCUUCGUGGCGCGUUAUGCAGCCUUGGACUUAAAUGUACAGUGA